AUGGCCGCCUACUGCGACGAGGUACGUAAGCUCGAGGACAAGUUCGACGGGUUGGAGCUCAGCCACGUCGCAAGGCGCUUCAACGAAGCCGCCGACGAGCUCGCAAAGGCGGCGUCCGGCCGGAUGCCCGUCCCCGACGGCGUCUUCAUUAGCGACCAGCUGGAGCCUUCGAUCCGUUACCCGGAGCCAGCAGGGCCAGGAGAGGUCGGCAAUACGCCACCUAUCCUGGACCCGAACACCAACCCCGAGGUUAUGGAAAUCGAGGCGGGCCCCGCACCAGGGACCGACCCCCCGACCGAUUGGAGAGCCCCGUACCUCGAGUACCUUAUCCACGACGCGCUCCCCACUGACAAGACCGAAGCCCGCAGGAUCACGCGCCGUGCGAAAUCCUUCACCAUCAUCGACCAGGAGCUUUACAAGCGAAGCCACACGGGGAUCCUCCAGUGCUGCAUCCCGAUCGAGCAGGGAAAGGCGCUGAUCCAGGACAUCCACGCCGGGGCUUGCGGUCAUCACGCUGCGCCAAGGACGCUUGUGGGCAAUGCUUUCCGGCAAGGUUUCUACUGGCCAACCGCGGUCGCGGAUGCUACCCAGGUAGUCCGCACUUGCGAAGGAUGCCAAUUCUUUGCCCGUCAAACCCAUCUGCCCGCGCAGGCAUUACAAACCAUCCCCAUCACGUGGCCGUUCGCGGUCUGGGGGCUGGAUCUAUUCACCGGAAAACGAUUCCUCCAGUUCUGCGACGACCACCACAUUCAAGUGGAUUGGGCGGCAGUUGCGCACCCCCGCACGAACGGGCAAGUCGAACGAGCCAACGGCAUGAUACUUCAGGGUCUCAAGCCACGGAUCUUCGACCGCCUUAAAAAGUUCGGCGGACGAUGGGUUGCGGAACUCCCAGCAGUCCUCUGGAGCCUGAGGACGACCGAGCCGAUCAAGAAACCUCACCAAGUUAAAGGAAACGAAACACCAACGACACGGAAAUACAGAAGCAGAAAGAGCCUCACCGUCGGCCUAGGCCUUCAGCUCGCGUUCCCGGUCGGCACUGAGGGACACGGCGGUCUGGAGCCCGUGCACCUGCAAACGGAAUUGGUCGCAUUCCGCGCGAAGGGCUCCAUUCUCCCCCCUCAGCCGCGCCAGUUCCUCGGCGUCUCGGCGGGCCCGCUCGGUAGCAGCGGCUCUUAG
Messenger RNA from Setaria italica (foxtail millet), 1176 nucleotides. RefSeq lists its product as uncharacterized. The transcript has 4 exons. Bases 1 to 1176 code for a protein of 391 amino acids. Gene Ontology annotation, molecular function: nucleic acid binding. Lineage: Eukaryota; Viridiplantae; Streptophyta; Magnoliopsida; Poales; Poaceae. The record is from RefSeq and is a predicted model, not a curated record.